Phytophthora sojae is the source of this 2238-nucleotide messenger RNA. RefSeq lists its product as hypothetical. The coding region runs from base 1 to 2238 and encodes 745 amino acids. The record is from RefSeq and is a predicted model, not a curated record. Lineage: Eukaryota; Oomycota; Peronosporomycetes; Peronosporales; Peronosporaceae. The transcript is spliced from 8 exons.
AUGGCGGAGAGCGCGCCUUUAGAGGCAAGCAAGCGACGGCGCCAGCUCAAGGCACGGCGUCCCCCGGCAGCGCGCCUCCUCCAACACAGCAGCGCGCCGGCGACGCCCCUGCGGACGCCGCACUGCGACGCGGGCAAGACCUCUGACGCGGACAUGCGCGAGGCCGAUGGCAAUGCCUCUUCUGACAUGAACAUGGAGGGCGCUCCUGAGUUCAAAACGCCACGCCACGCGACGCUGGAGGACGAGGAGGUCGACCUCCCUAGUUUCCUGGUCCCUGAACGCCCACCGCACUGGAAGCUGCCGGCUCCGCCGAAUCUCAAGACCAACGCGUAUCUCGUGGGAGUCUCCGGGAUCGUGAACGACAUUCGUGCGGUCGCGUUCGCCAUGGAAGGCUACGGCGACGCGACUACGCUGGUCGGCAUCGAGGAGCUCUCCGACGAGGAUCUUCAGGGGUUGAAGGAAGUCUGUGGCGCCGACGCUGGGAUCGAUAUCCUAUGUCCACGUCGUUCGCCUCUUUCGGCAUUCGAGCUGGACAACACCCUGAAUUCCAUCGGUAUUCGACGCGAGAUGGCUUCACUCCUGCGUCACUUCAACAGCAGAAGGCUCGCUGAACGCGUGUUCAAGAUGACUGGUUACCUGCGUCGCGUCCUUGAAGCCUAUAGGCACAUGCGUUCCCUGGCUGAUUCCCAGCAGGGUGCUUCCGCUGUCCAAGACACGGUCGACACGCGGCGCAAGUACAAGGAAUGGAAGCGCUCCUGGAAAUUCACAUCUGCGUUGCAGGAGCAGAAGGCGCGAUACCAGGACGAGAUUGAUUCCCUGGAAUCCGAGAAGGCGCAGCUCAAGACGCGCCUGGCGGACUCUGAGGCUCAGGUGCGGAUCCUGAAAUCGCGACUCGAGUCUGCUGCUGUGGAUCCCUGGAAGUUCUCUGACUUCUUGCAGGAACACACUGAAUUCACGGGUAAUUGGGAGCGUCUCCACGACCUCUUCAAGUUCUGCAUCAAUGACGCGAAUCCUCCUGGAUCCUGGGGCACAGUCAUCAACGUCACGGCCAUGGACAAGCGCAAGGCUGCGGUGGCCCCGUAUCCAGAGAAAAGUACGCGUAUGCCUCCGUCUUCAGGGUCUGGAUCGUCCAGUCGUCCUGAAAUUCUGGAUCUCAUGGGUCCUGCCAGCAAGUCUCGCAGCGGUUCGAAGACCGGGGGCAAAACUCAGGAUUCCAAGAAGUCUCAGGGUUCCAAGAAGGGUCAAGGCUCCAGUAAAUCACGGGACUCUGAAGCGCCAGACACACAGUCGAAGUCCGCAAGCUCCAAGGUUCACAAGGUCCAGCGUCGUCCCAAGAAUCAUCAGCCUGGCCGCGACUCUGUGCGUCGCGCCGGCGAGAAGACUGUGGUGCCCAAGGAGGCCGCACACACGAUGCUCCCUGGGGGUGUCGUCUGGAAGGUAGUUCGGCCAGACGUGCGUCAGGCCAUUCUUGCUGGGCUCAAACUCCCUGGAGCAAACUCCACGGUGGACGACAUUGAGAACGACCCCGACUACAAGCCUCCUGCUCAAGACCCAGAGGAAGACACCAGCAGAAGUUCCGAGGAGGAAGAGCCCCUGAAAUUCAGUGCAACUCAGGAGACCAAGGCCCCUACGCGUCCCAAGAAACCAUCGACGCUCGCUCGCAAGUCAUACGCAGAGCUCACCGUUGAAGACUUGAGGACAGCCGAGGUCCCCGAAGAUGACGAGACCUCCUGGCGCAUCCACGGUAUCCUGGUGUUGUAUCCAAGCUCGACCAAGAGUGCGUCCUGCCAGACUCCUGGGUUUCCAGAGGUAUUCUACUUCCACGAGCGAAGCUUGCUCACAGCGAAGGCACUCAAACUGGUGGAGGACAUCGUGGACGCCAUGCGCAAGCACGCACAAGCAAUCUGGGAACGGGGACACUGGGUGCCCAUCCCAACCGAGGCCACGGCAGAUAUCCGCAUGGAAUCGCAGCGCAAGGCCCGUCGGAAUGCACUUCGCGGAGCGUUCAAGACACUCAUGGAGCGCUCUCACAACACCCCUGGAUUCAUACCCUCGUUACUGCACGAGCCAGGUCUCUGGAAGAUUCCUGACAAGUGCUGCCACUGGAUUUGGGAGGAUCCCAGGGCCACGGUUCUCGAGGGGCCCAUGUGCUAUGACUUGGAGACCCAGCUUGCUGCGUUGGACAUGCGCGAGCCGGCUCGGGUGCACUGGAACAUGUCGCGUAGGAACACGCAGUAA